UGGAGAUUCUGUUAAUUCCCCUGUUCGGUGGGCGGCAUGCUACAUUCUCAAUUGUUGUUCAGUCCCACAUUCUGACACUUAUCUGUUUGCUAGUAACUUCUUACUGCUUUUACAUAAAACAAUAUGGCCAGAGUUCCCAAUUUAGGACGUUUUGCUGAUGAUCAUGAUGUAAUUGAUGGAGUUGUUGAUCAUAAGGGAAUCCCAGCAAAAAGAUCCCAAUCAGGGAAAUGGAGAUCAGCAUACUUCAUGAUAGGUGUUGGAGUAACAGAGAGGUUUGCCUAUUAUGGAAUAGGUUCCAAUCUCAUAAUUUACCUUACAAGUCAUCUUGAGCAGUCAACAGCAACUGCUGCUGCAAAUGUAAAUAUGUGGAGUGGAGCAGGGGCAAUGCUGCCUCUUGUCGGAGCUUUCGUGGCGGAUACAUUUCUCGGGCGGUAUUGGACCAUAAUUGUGGCGUCUCUGCUGUAUAUUCUGGGGCUCGGCUUAUUGACGAUAUCUGCCUUGCUCAACUGCGAAAGGGAUGAAGUAAUCAAAUCAUGUUCACCUAGCCAAUUCCAAGUUAUCUUUUUCUUCUUCUCACUGUACUUAGUGGCACUUGGACAAGGGGCACAUAAGCCAUGCCUUCUGGCAUUUGGUGCUGAUCAGUUUGACGAAGAAGAUCCCGAAGAAAGCAGAUGUAGAAGUUCAUUCUUCAAUUGGUGGUAUUUUGGCUUAUGUGCAGGUCCUCUGAGUGCCCUCCUUGUCUUGAACUACAUUCAAGAAAACCUUAGUUGGGGUCUUGGAUUCGGAAUUCCAUGCCUCUCAAUUGCACUUGGUCUUUUCAUCUUCUUGCUUGGAACCAGGACAUAUCGCUUUACUGUUAGAACAGAACAGAAGUGUGUAUUUACCAGGAUUGCUCAAUCAAUUUGGGAUGCCAAAGAUAGAAAAAAUUCCUCGAUACUGAGGUCUGAUCACAGGGUACAAGGGACUGUCCAUCCUGCAAGAGCAAAUCAUAAUGAGUUUCUAAACGAAGCAUUGCUUGAAGUGAAUGUUGAAGACAAAUAUGAUGAAUCAAGUGAUGAUUGUGAACUUGAAGAGUGGAAGGCCCUCAGAGGUUUGGUGCCUAUAUGGGCUACCUCAUUGGCUUACGCUGUUGUGUUUGCACAAGUAUCAACUUUGUUCACAGAACAAGGAAUUACAAUGGACAGGUCAAUAGGUUCCGCAUUCAAGUUACCGGCUGCUUCGCUUCAGUACUUAACUGGCAUUUCUAUUAUCCUUUUCAUCCCCAUUUAUGACCGAUUCUUUGUUCCCCUCGCUAGAGCUGUCACUAGAAGGCCAUCAGGGAUAACAAAGAUGCAAAGAAUUGGAAUAGGCAUGGUUCUGUGCAUUUGUUCAAUGACUAUUGCCGCGCUUGUGGAAAGAAAGAGGCUUCAGACUGCGCAGCUUCACGGGCUUGUUAGUUUUCCACAAGAAGUGGUUCCCGUGAGUUUUUGGUGGUUGGUGCCUCAGUAUGUACUCUUUGGAAUCGCCGAUGUUUUCACUGUGAUUGGCUUGCAGGAGCUAUUCUAUGAUCAAAUGCCAGCUGAACUGAAAAGUGUAGGUCUCUCAUUAUUUCUGAGUAUUUUCGGCAUAGGUUGCUUUUUGAGCGGUUUUAUCAUAUCAAUUAUUCAGAAGUUCACUAGCAUGCAUGGUGUUGGUGGUUGGUUUUCUAGCAAUUUGAAUCAGGCACAUCUUGAUUACUUUUACUGGUUACUCGCUGCGCUUGUCACACUGGAGUUCUUGGUGUUCUUGUAUGUAGCAAAAUUCUACGCUUCCUGUAAUCAUAGUAGAAUCGUUUCACAUUGUUAAAGUUGUUGACUAUAGUUAGAGAUGAACAUAUAGCAAGGAUGCUUAGGAGUCUUGUGUAUGUUGUAAUUGUAGGAACCUGAUCCUGGAUUUUGAUUAGAGUAAGCUCCAAAUGGACAACUAGCUGUAGGAUUUUGGUACCACAGAGUCUCAGUGCUUUUGCA
Molecule: messenger RNA, 1985 nt
Organism: Oldenlandia corymbosa var. corymbosa
Lineage: Eukaryota; Viridiplantae; Streptophyta; Magnoliopsida; Gentianales; Rubiaceae
Source: the annotation of a GenBank genome assembly